Molecule: messenger RNA, 2771 nt
Organism: Kogia breviceps (pygmy sperm whale)
Lineage: Eukaryota; Metazoa; Chordata; Mammalia; Artiodactyla; Physeteridae
Gene: EOMES
Product: eomesodermin
Biological process (GO): positive regulation of DNA-templated transcription; mesoderm formation; CD8-positive, alpha-beta T cell differentiation involved in immune response
Cellular component (GO): nucleus
Molecular function (GO): RNA polymerase II cis-regulatory region sequence-specific DNA binding; DNA-binding transcription factor activity, RNA polymerase II-specific
Source: RefSeq, a predicted model, not a curated record
AUGCAGUUAGGGGAGCAGCUCUUGGUGAGCUCGGUGAACCUGCCCGGCGCGCACUUCUACCCGCUGGAGGGGGCGCGGGGCGGUGGCGGUGGGAGCGCCGGCCACCUCUCGGGAGCGGCCCCCUCGCCUCAGCGGCUGGACUUAGACAAAGCGCCCAAGAAGUUCUCGGGCAGCCUCUCGUGCGAGGCAGGGAGUGGGGAGCCCGCAGCCGCGGGUGCGGGGGCCCCCGCGGCCAUGCUCAGUGACGCCGACGCCGGGGACGCCUUUGCCCGCACCGCGGCCGUGGCCAAGCCGGGGCCCCCGGACGGCCGCAAGGGCUCCCCCUGCGGGGAGGAGGAGCUGCCCUCCGCCGCCGCCGCAGCCGCCGCCGCCGCCGCCGCCGCCAGCGCGCGCUACUCCAUGGACAGCCUGAGCUCGGAGCGUUACUACCUCCAGUCCCCUGGGCCUCAGGGCUCCGAGCUGGCCGCGCCCUGCUCGCUGUUCCCGUACCAGGCGGCGGCCGGGGCGCCCCACGGAUCUGUGUACCCGGCUCCCAACGGGGCGCGCUACCCCUACGGCUCCAUGCUGCCCCCCGGCGGCUUCCCCGCGGCCGUGUGCCCACCCGGCAGGGCGCAGUUCGGCCCGGGAGCAGGCGCGAGCGGCGGAGCGGGCGGCAGCGGCGGGGGAGGCGGCCCGGGCGCCUAUCAGUACGGUCAGGGGGCUCCGCUGUACGGACCGUACUCCGGGGCAGCAGCCGCGGGUUCCUGCGGAGGACUGGGGGGUCUGGGGGUUCCCGGCUCCGGCUUCCGCGCCCACGUCUACCUGUGCAACCGGCCUCUGUGGCUCAAAUUCCACCGCCACCAAACCGAGAUGAUCAUUACGAAACAGGGCAGACGCAUGUUUCCUUUCUUGAGUUUCAACAUAAACGGACUUAAUCCAACCGCCCACUACAACGUGUUCGUAGAAGUGGUGCUGGCGGACCCCAACCACUGGCGCUUCCAGGGGGGCAAAUGGGUGACCUGCGGAAAAGCCGACAAUAACAUGCAGGGCAACAAAAUGUAUGUUCACCCAGAAUCUCCUAAUACUGGUUCCCACUGGAUGAGACAGGAGAUUUCCUUUGGGAAAUUAAAACUCACCAAUAACAAAGGCGCAAAUAACAACAACACCCAGAUGAUAGUCUUACAGUCUUUACACAAGUACCAACCACGACUGCACAUCGUUGAAGUCACAGAGGAUGGCGUGGAGGACUUGAACGAGCCCUCCAAGACUCAGACCUUCAUCUUCUCAGAAACGCAGUUCAUUGCAGUGACUGCCUACCAAAACACCGAUAUAACUCAACUAAAGAUUGAUCACAACCCGUUUGCAAAAGGCUUCAGGGACAACUAUGACUCCAUGUACACCGCUUCCGAAAAUGACAGGUUAACUCCAUCUCCCACGGAUUCUCCUAGAUCCCAUCAGAUUGUCCCUGGAGGUCGGUACGGCAUUCAGUCCUUCUUCCCGGAGCCCUUUGUCAACACUUUACCUCAAGCCCGAUAUUAUAAUGGCGAGAGAACCGUGCCACAGACCAACGGCCUCCUUUCACCCCAACAGAGCGAAGAGGUAGCCAACCCUCCCCAGAGAUGGCUUGUCACACCCGUCCAGCAACCUGGGACCAACAAACUAGACAUCGGUUCCUAUGAGUCUGAAUAUACUUCCAGCACCUUGCUCCCAUAUGGUAUUAAAUCCUUGCCCCUCCAGACAUCCCAUGCCCUGGGGUAUUACCCCGACCCCACCUUCCCUACAAUGGCAGGGUGGGGAGGUAGAGGUUCUUAUCAAAGGAAGAUGGCAGCUGGACUCCCAUGGACCUCCAGAACAAGCCCCCCUGUGUUCUCUGAAGAUCAGCUUUCCAAGGAGAAAGUCAAAGAAGAAAUUAGCUCUUCUUGGAUAGAGACACCCCCAUCCAUCAAGUCUCUUGACUCCAAUGAUUCAGGGGUGUACACCAGUGCUUGUAAGCGAAGGCGGCUGUCUCCUAGCUCCUCUAGCAAUGAAAAUUCUCCCUCCAUAAAGUGCGAGGACAUCAAUGCUGAAGAGUACAGUAAAGACACCUCAAAAGGCAUGGGGGGGUAUUAUGCUUUUUACACGACUCCUUAAAUAGUUAUUUUAACCUCGUCAAAAUGAGCUAACUUUUUGCCAAUGGACUUGGUGGUGUUUUUUGUUGUCUUCUUUGUCUAGGUUGCCAAAAAGACGUUUGCCUUCCACCCUGAUGCAUCCCGUUUUGUGCAAUUCUCUAAAAGAAGGUGCCAAAGCUUUUUGAUUGCUUCAGGUAACUGAAACAAGCGUAGCAUUUUUUCUUCUUUUUUAAUAAAAUUAAUGGAGGACUUUCAAGUGUUUUUAAAUUUGAAGGUGAUUCAAAGUUAUGGAUUUAUUUAUUGGAGACACUAGACAUUCAGAGAACUGGGCUGUGAAGAUUGAGUGCCUAGCACCAUCAAAGGUGUUGAAAGCUUUGGUUCUCAUUUUUAUUUGUAAAUCUGUAAGCAAAUAGAAGCCCAGAGUGGUAAGAUGUUUUGCUUCUGGAAUAGAAGGGUGGGCCUUAACCUUCAACAAGGGACUUUUGCUGUUAACUUUCUGCUAGGGAUAAAAGAUGUUAGGCCUGGGAGGCAAGAACUUUGUGAAGGUGCUGGUUUGACCUGACUUUGAUUCUUCCCAGGCUUUUGAAACAAGCCAUGUUUGCCCUAGUCCAGGAUCGCCUCAUGUACUAGGCCUCUGCUGUGUGCCUGGGUGGCUUGUAGGACUUAGGAGACAGCAAGGGAGGG